UGCGCCGCUCUUCCGCCAUCUUCAACUUCCUAUUGUUUGCAUCAGACGGAGUCUGUCUGAAUGUCCUGUGUGUGCGAGCGGACUCAGCCACGGACAUUUACGGAUAGUUUUGGCGCUCCCAACUAUCCACCUCCGUCGCUAAGGUCGCACAACAGAGUUUGUAUGUCAUUGAAUUAAGGACCUCUCAGGACGCGACCACUACCUUGAUGAUGGACGACGACCAACCUCGAACACUGUAUGUGGGGAAUUUGUCCAGGGAUGUAACAGAGCCCCUCAUUCUGCAGGUCUUCUCACAGAUAGGACCCUGCAAAAGCUGUAAAAUGAUUUUUGAUACAGCUGGAAAUGAUCCGUACUGCUUUGUGGAGUUCUAUGACCACAGGCAUGCUGCUGCCUCAUUGGCAGCCAUGAAUGGAAGGAAAAUAAUGGGUAAGGAAGUUAAAGUCAACUGGGCCACAACGCCAACAAGCCAGAAAAAAGACACAAGUAAUCACUUCCAUGUCUUCGUUGGAGACCUCAGUCCAGAAAUAACUACAGAAGACGUCAAAGCUGCCUUUGGACCGUUUGGCAGAAUAUCAGAUGCACGUGUUGUGAAAGAUAUGGCAACAGGGAAAUCUAAAGGCUAUGGCUUCGUGUCUUUCUUCAACAAAUGGGAAGCAGAGAACGCCAUUCAGCAGAUGGGGGGUCAGUGGUUAGGAGGCAGGCAAAUCCGAACUAACUGGGCCACAAGAAAGCCCCCCGCACCAAAAAGCAACUAUGAAACUGGUAACUCAAAGCACCUGUCAUUUGAUGAAGUAGUGAACCAAUCCAGCCCCAGUAACUGCACUGUGUAUUGUGGCGGCGUCAGCACGGGACUUACAGAGCAACUAAUGAGGCAGACAUUUUCUCCUUUUGGGCAAAUUAUGGAAAUCAGAGUUUUCCCAGAUAAAGGUUAUUCAUUCAUAAGGUUCAACGCCCAUGAGUCAGCAGCCCACGCCAUUGUGUCUGUGAAUGGGACUGCGUUAGAGGGCCACAUAGUCAAGUGCUACUGGGGUAAAGAGAACCCAGAAAUGAUGAACCCGGUGCAGCAAAUGCCUGUGCCUCAGAACAAGAUGAGCUUCCCUGCAGCUCAGCCUUACAACCAAUGGGGCCAGUGGUAUGGCAACGGGCCUCAAAUCAACCAGUAUGUCCCAAAUGGGUGGCAGGUUCCCACCUACAGUGUCUACGGUCAGGCCUGGAAUCAGCAGGGCUUCAAUCACUUACCGGCCAAUGCUGGAUGGACUGGCAUGAGCGCCAUCAGUAACGGUGGGGUUAUGGAGCCCACACAGGGAUUGAAUGGGAGUAUGCUAGCCAACCAGCCUGGUAUGGGAGCCGCAGGAUACCCUACACACUGAUAAAGGGGAAGGGCAGGUUUUAUGUCAACAAUAUGCCUUUUUGGCUUAAACUUUCUCAGUGGGGCAGUGGGACACCACUUCUUGUUUUGGCAGGACUAUGACUUUUACUUGGACGUGGAUCUUGAUUGGAGGGAUUGACUUCUGAUGGUGUAAAUGGGGUUUCUUUGGUGGGGGUGGGAGGGUUUGAGGUCAUGAGACCAGGGGUGGAACUAUUUGACCCACACUGGUAUUUACACCCUGUGUGGUAGCCAAAACUGUCUUGAGAUCCUGGGCUUGUACCUUUUUUGGUGAACUGUAAAUGACAAAACUGUAAAGGAGAAACUUCUUUCCAGAUUUUACAAAUGGCUUCCAUUGUAAAUCCUCAAAAUUGUUUUUGAUUUUUUUGUUUGUUGCAAAAAGUCAUUUAUUUCAGCUAAAUUAUAACUUUUUUUGAGGAAUGGAAUUCUUAAUUUUUACAAAAGUUCUGAUCUAAUGCAGGGAUUCAUUUUCCACUACUGCUUCUCUGCAGAUUAAAAUUGCACAAUUCCCUGCCCAGCUUGUACUUGACAAAGAUUUUUUUUUUUUUUUUUUGCAUUCCAUUUUUUAUUCAUAUCUUUUGGACAGCCUCAAAUAUUUUAGCCAUGUAUAUAACUCACCAUUUGAAAUGUAAAAAGCUACUGUUAACUUGAUUGCUUUCAUUUUGUUUCAACAACCUUAUGGUUAACUCAGUGCGUGAGCAGCAAAGUUGUACUGCCAAAUGUGACACUGGCACAGUGUGACAUGAUUCUUUCAUGCAGGGAAAACGACAGCAUUGCCAUGCAGUGCACACCUAAAAGUUUGACACAAUCCUGAUGUAAAGAAAUAUUACUUUUUUUUUUUUUUUUUUUUUUUUAAAAGAUCUGUUGGGAUGCCAGUUUUUUUAUAUGUACAAAACUCGAGUGAAUUCAACCUUUACACUUGCUCUGUUUGCCAGAGACAGGGAGGCCUACAUUGCUGUUGCCUUAUGAAGCGCGUAUGUUUUAGUUGAUAAGAUACUAUUCAAUUUUAGGCAGUGCCUACAGUUGUUUUCAGACCCUUUUGUCUAGAGAGGUGUUAGCCCUGAGAACCGAUGACUCUGCUACUGUAAUAAAUCUUUUCUUGCUUUUGUCUUAUUAAAAUGCUCAUGAACACAAAUUACAAUGUGUUUCUAUCGUACCUGUCAAGUUGUACGGUCUCGGUGUAAUUUGUACAAGUGAGCACUGAUUUUUAAAUGUGUAUGCCGUACGUUCAAAAUCUACAUUUUUCGUGCAUUACGUUUUUUUUUCUCCGGGUUUUGUCACCGUUUCGGCAACGAGACAAUGUGGGUUACUAUCCGUUACUACGUUGGUUGAAUGACGCGAGAAAAACUCUGAGAGAGAAGAGUUUGCGGUGAUGCUGUAGCAAACGCAAUGCUAGGCUAGAUGGCUUCAAUAUUUCCUGACUGUAGCCGACAGCCUACAAUCUACGCCUAGAUAUCACAUGACGGCGUUAGUAAAGAGCCGCCAUCUUAAAGCAGUAGACUUCUCAGAAAGGCUCUUGUAGUGAACCUUCCUAGUGAACCUAAGUAUCUAAAAUACUCCCAAAUCGGCAAAAUCUUGACUUGAAUCUUUCUUUAAAUGAUGAAACAGUUUAAAACUUUCACAUGUCGAAAGUAGACUGAAGGGAA
Molecule: messenger RNA, 3033 nt
Organism: Corythoichthys intestinalis (scribbled pipefish)
Lineage: Eukaryota; Metazoa; Chordata; Actinopteri; Syngnathiformes; Syngnathidae
Product: cytotoxic granule associated RNA binding protein TIA1-like
Exons: 12
Coding region: 207-1370 (387 amino acids)
Molecular function (GO): RNA binding
Source: RefSeq, a predicted model, not a curated record